GGUGGUGGCGGCGGUGGGGUGGCGGGAGCGGAGCGGUAUGGCCACGGCGGCUUCUAACCCGUACCUCCCCGGGAACAGCCUCCUGUCGGCCGGCUCCAUCGUGCACUCGGACGUCGGUGGUGGGGGCGGCGGCGGGGGCGGAGGCGGCGGCGGGGGCGGCGGCGGAGGCAUGCAGCCGGGAAGCGCCGCUGUGACCUCGGGCGGCUACCGUGGGGACCCGUCCUCAGUCAAGAUGGUCCAGAGCGACUUCAUGCAAGGGGCUAUGGCCGCCAGUAACGGCGGCCAUAUGCUGAGCCACGCUCACCAGUGGGUCACGGCCCUGCCCCACGCCGCCGCCGCCGCCGCCGCCGCCGCCGCCGCCGUGGAAGCGGGCUCGCCUUGGUCCAGCAGCGCUGUGGGCAUGGCCGGCAGCCCUCAGCAGCCGCCGCCGCCGCCGCCGCCGCCACCCCCGCAGGGCCCCGACGUGAAAGGAGGCGCCGGGAGAGACGACCUGCACUCUGGCACAGCGCUGCACCACCGAGGGCCGCCCCUCGGCCCCCACCGCCGCCGCCCCCACCAAGGCCACCUGGGCGGCUGGGGCGCCGCCGCCGCCGCUGCUGCCGCCGCCGCCGCCGCCGCUGCAGCCGCGCACCUCCCGUCCAUGGCCGGGGGCCAGCAGCCGCCACCGCAGUCUCUGCUCUACUCGCAGCCCGGGGGCUUCACGGUGAACGGGAUGCUAAGUGCCCCUCCAGGGCCCGGAGGGGGCGGUGGAGGAGGUGGCGGCGGUCAAAGCCUAGUGCACCCGGGGCUGGUGCGCGGAGACACACCAGAGCUGAGCGAGCACCACCAUCACCACCACCACCAUCCUCAUCCGCCGCAUCCGUCGCACCCACACCACCCGCAGGGACCCCCUCACCACGGAGGGGGAGGCGGCGGCGGCGGAGGCCCGGGACUGAAUAGCCACGACCCUCACUCUGACGAAGACACGCCGACCUCCGACGACCUGGAGCAGUUCGCCAAGCAGUUCAAACAGCGACGGAUCAAACUGGGAUUCACGCAGGCAGAUGUGGGGCUGGCCUUGGGCACCCUCUACGGGAACGUGUUCUCGCAGACUACCAUCUGCCGCUUCGAGGCCCUUCAGCUGAGCUUCAAAAAUAUGUGCAAGCUGAAACCGCUACUGAACAAGUGGCUGGAGGAGGCCGACUCGUCCACCGGCAGCCCCACCAGCAUCGACAAGAUCGCAGCCCAGGGCAGAAAGAGGAAGAAGCGGACCUCCAUCGAGGUGAGCGUCAAAGGAGCCCUGGAGAGCCACUUUCUCAAGUGCCCCAAGCCUUCGGCUCAGGAAAUCACCAAUCUGGCCGACAGCCUGCAGCUGGAAAAGGAAGUGGUGAGAGUCUGGUUCUGUAACCGGCGGCAGAAAGAGAAGCGAAUGACACCCCCAGGGAUCCAGCAGCAAACGCCCGACGAUGUCUACUCGCAGGUCGGCAACGUGAACGCGGACACGCCGCCCCCACAUCACGGACUGCAGACUAGCGUGCAGUGAAGAUGGAGAGAAAUGAGAGAGGGAGAGAAAGAGAGGGAGGCACCAACCACUGCAGCCGCAGCCGUCGCCUCCGCAGCUGCCGCCAGCCACCGCCAGCCGCCACCACCAUCGCCAGCAACCGCUGCCGCCGCCGCCGCCACAACAAAAUCAGCAGCAACAACAACGAGAGGAGAAAAAUAUCCAUCCCCCUCUCGUCCCCCACCUCCUCUGCCCCCCCAUACCUACAUACGUGCACACAUUUUUGUAAAAAGGAAAGAAAAAUAGACUAGAGUCCGGAGGAGAAAAGCACCAAAAUAAAAGAAAAUGGGGGCAAAGAAAACAAGAAGCUUAAUAAAAAUCCAGACUGUUCAGACUGGUGUGUGUGUAUGUGUGUGUGUGUGUGUGUGUGUGUAUAUAUACACACACACACACACACAUACAUAUAUAAAUAAUGGGAAAAUAUUUGGAGAAAAGGGGGGAACGAUCAAAGCGAACGCGUUUAUAUACUGUGGUGGUUUUUCUUUUUUUUAAUGGGGGAGGGGGGAGAUGCAUUCUGCGCCAGAACUACAGAUGUGGGGUUUCCCCCUAAAUUAUCUCCUGUUGAAGCGGUGGACAGGACAGCGCCCACCUCGAUACUUCUCUCCUCUCCUCU
Sarcophilus harrisii (Tasmanian devil) is the source of this 2153-nucleotide messenger RNA. It is a transcript of the gene POU3F3, whose product is annotated as POU class 3 homeobox 3. Gene Ontology annotation, cellular component: nucleus. Lineage: Eukaryota; Metazoa; Chordata; Mammalia; Dasyuromorphia; Dasyuridae. Gene Ontology annotation, molecular function: DNA-binding transcription factor activity, RNA polymerase II-specific; RNA polymerase II cis-regulatory region sequence-specific DNA binding. Gene Ontology annotation, biological process: regulation of transcription by RNA polymerase II; brain development. The record is from RefSeq and is a predicted model, not a curated record.